AUGUCCUUGAUCAACUUGCUGCCAUUUUCCUGGCUUUGGCGUCGAGACGAACCUGACCCGGCGGUCACACCGGUCGCGCGACCCCCAUUCGACGAACUGCCCUUGAAUCCUAGCGAUCCCAAGGGGUCGGCAUGGGGCCUUUGGGGUCACGACGACGAGCUGGGCUGCUUGAAUCUGAUCACGCCGGAAGUGGUUCGCGCCGCGGUGUCGGAAGUCGAGCAUGGCCGGGUGAUCAAUCUCAACCUCCCGCUAAAUGUCCCACGCAAACCCAUGAAUCCGCGCCGAAAGCCAUGUGUGCACACGUUGAUUGCUAAGGGCCAUGCGAAUGAUGACGAGUUGAACAUGAACACUCAGAGUUCCAGUCAUUGGGACGGUCUUCGGCAUUUUCCCUACUCCCAGACGAAACAAUUCUACAACGGCGUGAACCAGGAUGACAUCGCUUCGACCGACAAGAUCGGGAUUCAGAACAUUGCUACAAAUCCUAUUACUACGCGGGGCGUCCUACUCGACUGGUCCUCGUACGCGCAGCAGGAAAGACUUCCACAUUCCCCAUUCACCAACCAAGCCAUCCCCUUAGGUCAGCUGCAGGAGAUUGCCCGCCGACAAGGAGUUCGCUUUCGUCGAGGGGACAUCCUCAUCAUCCGCACCGGGUGGACUGCGGCGUACAGGCAGCUCAGCGACGAGGAGCAAGACCGGCUCGGGGGGCGCGACGAUCGGGCAUCGUGCGGUGUCGAGGCGACGGAGGAGGCGAUCCGCUGGCAUUGGGACCAGGGCUUUGCGGCAGUCGCCAGUGACACCGUGGCGUACGAGGCGUGGCCGUCGCCGAAGCCAUGGGGAGUGACCAUGCAUGAGGUCUUCCUCAGCGGAUGGGGAAUGCCGAUCGGCGAGUGCUGGGACCUGGAAGAGCUGGCAGAGACGUGCCGGAAACUGGGCCGUUGGACCUUUCUCUUGACGAGUCAGCCUCUAUAUAUACCGGGGGGAGUGGCUAGUCCCGCCAAUGCUACGGCGGUGUUUUGA
Aspergillus steynii IBT 23096 is the source of this 1017-nucleotide messenger RNA. Its product is annotated as putative cyclase. Gene Ontology annotation, molecular function: arylformamidase activity. The record is from RefSeq and is a predicted model, not a curated record. The transcript has 4 exons. Lineage: Eukaryota; Fungi; Ascomycota; Eurotiomycetes; Eurotiales; Aspergillaceae. Bases 1 to 1017 code for a protein of 338 amino acids.